GAUGCUGCCGUUUGGGUGGAGACCGUUCAGCACCGCGGCCAAGGACAAGGCCCCGCCCGGGUCCAUAACCAUUGUCCCCAGCUUCCAGAUUUCUAAACAACCUCUCUCUCUUUCUCUCUCUCUGCACCUCCCCUUCACACACCCCACUUUCUUCUUUAAAGAGAAGGAAAAAAAUCCACCUGGCGCACCUGUCCUUUUUUCUUCUAUUUUUCAGAACCCUGGGCGGAAAGCGCGAGCGAGUUGGGCAGAUGCCGGCGGCCGCGGUGCAGGAAGCGGUCGGCGUGUGCUCCUACGGGAUGCAGCUCAGCUGGGACAUCAACGAUCCGCAGAUGCCUCAGGAGCUGGCCCUCUUUGACCAAUUCCGAGAGUGGCCUGACGGCUAUGUGCGCUUCAUCUACAGCAGCGAUGAGAAGAAGGCACAGCGUCACCUGAGCGGCUGGGCCAUGCGCAACACCAACAACCACAAUGGCCACAUCCUCAAGAAGUCGUGCCUGGGUGUGGUGGUGUGUACACAGGCCUGCGCCCUGCCCAACGGUUCCCGCCUGCAGCUGAGGCCGGCCAUCUGCGACAAGGCACGGCUGAAACAGCAGAAGAAGGCAUGCCCUAACUGUCAUUCUGCUUUGGAGUUGAUUCCUUGUCGAGGGCACAGCGGAUACCCCGUAACCAACUUUUGGCGGCUUGAUGGCAACGCGAUCUUUUUUCAGGCCAAGGGAGUUCAUGAUCAUCCAAGACCAGAGAGCAAAUCAGAGACAGAAGCUAGAAGAAGCGCCAUCAAGAGACAAAUGGCCUCUUUCUACCAACCCCAGAAAAAGAGAAUUCGAGAAUCCGAGGCAGAAGAAAAUCAAGACAGCAGUGGUCAUUUCAGCAACAUACCUCCCUUGGAAAAUCCAGAAGACUUUGAUAUAGUUACUGAAACCAGCUUCCCUAUUCCAGGGCAGCCUUGCCCUUCCUUCCCAAAGUCUGAUGUUUACAAAGCUACCUGUGACCUAGCCACCUUUCAAGGAGACAAAAUGCCACCCUUUCAGAAAUACUCAAGCCCAAGAAUCUAUUUGCCUAGGCCACCUUGCAGCUAUGAAUUGGCAAACCCUGGUUAUACAAAUUCAAGCCCAUAUCCCACCCUUUAUAAGGAUUCCACCGGUAUCCCUAAUGACACAGACUGGGUUCAUCUGAACACACUACAAUGUAAUGUCAAUUCAUACAGCAGCUAUGAGAGAAGCUUUGAUUUCACCAACAAACAGCAUGGCUGGAAACCAGCUCUUGGAAAACCCAGCCUUGUGGAGAGGACUAACCAUGGGCAGUUUCAGGCCAUGGCCACUCGCCCUUAUUAUAACCCAGAGCUUCCCUGCAGGUACCUCACGACUCCACCACCAGGUGCCCCUGCCCUACAAACCGUGAUCACCACCACCACUAAAGUGUCCUACCAGGCCUACCAGCCCCCUGCUAUGAAAUACAGCGACAGUGUGCGAGAGGUGAAGAGCCUUUCGAGCUGUAACUAUGCUCCUGAAGAUACUGGGAUGUCUGUCUAUCCAGAAGCCUGGGGUCCUCCGGUGACAGUCACCAGGGCAGCCUCUCCUUCAGGGCCACCUCCUAUGAAAAUUGCAGGAGAUUGCCGGGCCAUCAGACCCACUGUGGCUAUUCCCUACGAGCCAGUUUCCUCUAGGACAGAUGAAGCAGAGACUUGGGAUGUGUGUCUGUCUGGGCUGGGCUCUGCAGUCAGUUACUCAGACAGACUGGGUCCCUUCUUUACCUACAACAAUGAGGAUUUUUGAAAGACA
Molecule: messenger RNA, 1775 nt
Organism: Pan troglodytes (chimpanzee)
Lineage: Eukaryota; Metazoa; Chordata; Mammalia; Primates; Hominidae
Gene: GCM2
Product: glial cells missing transcription factor 2
Exons: 5
Coding region: 249-1769 (506 amino acids)
Biological process (GO): regulation of transcription by RNA polymerase II; gliogenesis
Cellular component (GO): nucleus
Molecular function (GO): DNA-binding transcription activator activity, RNA polymerase II-specific; RNA polymerase II cis-regulatory region sequence-specific DNA binding
Source: RefSeq, a predicted model, not a curated record